Ochotona princeps (American pika) is the source of this 2645-nucleotide messenger RNA. RefSeq names its product ST8 alpha-N-acetyl-neuraminide alpha-2,8-sialyltransferase 4 (gene ST8SIA4). The transcript has 5 exons. Gene Ontology annotation, biological process: oligosaccharide metabolic process; N-glycan processing. The record is from RefSeq and is a predicted model, not a curated record. The coding region runs from base 331 to 1410 and encodes 359 amino acids. Gene Ontology annotation, molecular function: alpha-N-acetylneuraminate alpha-2,8-sialyltransferase activity. NCBI's taxonomy places the organism in Eukaryota, Metazoa, Chordata, Mammalia, Lagomorpha, Ochotonidae.
AGCCCAGCUGCAGAAGCGGCCGCCACCUCCGUUGCACAAGGUGUCUGGUCUGGCAAGCAGCUCGAGCCCCAGGGAGGCGGCACGGAGAGAUUCUGGCUGGGCUGGCGGAGCCACGCGGGAGGACGCCGCGCGGCGCUCCAGGACUGGAGCUGCCUGGCCUCUGAGGACCCUUAGCGACCUGAUCCCGGGAUCCCGCUCCACGCUGUUCUCGCGUUUCACGGAUUCCCCCCACCCCGCCCCGCUGCCUGCGACCAUCUCCCCAAAACGGAGCCUUCGUAUCAAGAGAAGGUGCGGGAGUCGGGGCAUCCAGGACUUUUCCGGACACCCAAGAUGCGCUCUAUUAGGAAGAGGUGGACCAUCUGCACCAUAAGUCUGCUACUGAUAUUUUAUAAGACAAAAGAAAUAGCAAGAACUGAGGAGCACCAGGAAACGCAACUCGCUGGAGAUGGAGAGUUGUGUUUGAGCCGAUCACUUGUCAAUACCACUGAUAAAGUCACUCGGAAGGCUGGUUCAACAAUCUUUCAGCACUCUGUAGAAGGUUGGAAGAUCAAUUCUUCUUUAGUUGUGGAGAUAAGGAAGAACAUUCUUCGUUUCUUAGAUGCGGAACGGGAUGUCUCCGUUGUCAAGAGCAGUUUUAAGCCUGGUGACGUCAUACACUAUGUACUCGACAGGCGCCGGACAUUAAAUAUUUCUCACGAUCUGCACAGCCUCCUCCCCGAAGUUUCACCAAUGAAAAACCGCAGGUUUAAGACUUGUGCAGUUGUUGGAAAUUCUGGCAUUCUGCUAGAUAGUGGAUGUGGCAAGGAAAUUGACAGUCACAAUUUUGUAAUAAGGUGUAAUCUAGCCCCUGUGGUGGAGUUUGCUGCAGAUGUGGGAACUAAAUCAGAUUUUAUUACCAUGAACCCAUCAGUUGUACAAAGAGCAUUUGGAGGCUUUCGGAAUGAGAGUGACAGAGAAAAGUUUGUGCAUAGACUGUCCAUGCUGAAUGACAGUGUCCUUUGGAUUCCUGCUUUCAUGGUCAAAGGAGGAGAGAAGCACGUGGAAUGGGUUAAUGCAUUAAUCCUUAAGAAUAAACUGAAAGUGCGCACUGCCUAUCCAUCAUUGAGACUUAUUCAUGCUGUCAGAGGUUACUGGCUGACAAACAAAGUGCCCAUCAAAAGACCCAGCACAGGUCUCCUCAUGUAUACUCUCGCGACAAGAUUCUGUGAUGAAAUUCACCUGUAUGGAUUCUGGCCAUUCCCCAAGGAUUUGAAUGGAAAGCCUGUAAAAUAUCAUUACUAUGAUGACUUAAAAUAUAGGUACUUUUCCAACGCAAGUCCUCACAGAAUGCCGUUAGAAUUCAAAACAUUAAAUGUGCUACAUAAUAGAGGAGCUCUCAAACUGACGACAGGAAAGUGUGUAAAGCAAUAAAGCACAUUUAAAAGACAUAAGCAGAGUGAACAUGCCCUUCGUUUCUGAAGAGGCUUCUGAAGAUUUCACAGUAGGAUCCAAAACAAGGCUGGGUUUCAGCAUUCACCAAUUAACUGAAAAGUUGAUGAAGGAUAUUCACUGGAGAAAUCCACUACCAGCUGAUGAAAAUACCUGCAAAGUGCUCUAAAAAUUUAAUAUUUUGACUUCAAGGGUCCUAGUAAGUGCCACUUCCACUAAGACUACAGUUUGAAUGUAUAAUCAGUAGUGUUUACAAGAUCCAACAAUGCACUUGUCGUUAGUUAAUGAGGCGAACACAUCCAUCGUUCUCGGGCUGCAGCUGCAACAUCAAGCACAUCAGAAGAGGAACCCAGGACCUCAGCUCCGCCUUGGGCAGUUCACCAUCCUUGUCAGCAGAAAGGAACACCGAGACCGUUCCAACAGUGAAUUCCACAAGAAGAAACAACUCAAGUAAAUGCCUUCAGUCAGGACUCUGAGUCUCAUCAUGAAUGUUGUGCUUUCCAGUUUAUGUUUCUGUUUGUCCUCUGGAAUCUCUUUUAGUUGGGGUAUGUGGGUGCUUAGAAAUCCUUUCUGUGAGGUAGAAAUGAGAACCCUAAGAACAGGAAAAAAUUAUGUCAAGUCAUUCUUUCUAAAGUAGUAUUUUCAAAGAGCAAUCGCAAAAGGCUUUUUUUUUUUUAAUUAUGUUGCACAACUUGAAACCUCCAGAUUACUUUUUCAGUGGGUAGAAGGUACCACCAAAACCAUACAACUUGGUAAUAGUGAGUCACUCUCAAGACAGUACAUGUCAUGUCAUCUGAGAUGGCAAAACUAACAGGAACAACAUGCCCUUUGGUUACCAAAGAUUAUGUUCAUUUUCUACACAACAAACCAUUCUCUUUUCAAGAAAAUAGUGAAUUAAUACCAUGAAUAUGCGACUAAUGUGAAUGUUGUUUCCAAACACUUUAAAAUGUCUAAAUUCAAAUUUAUUUUUAUUUGAAGGAAGACUUACAUGCUUUUCAUAUCUCACAAUCAUUUUGCGGAAGCAUUUUACCCAUUGGAAUAAAUCAUUGAUGAAGCCAAAAUGUGACUUCCAGGUUUUUUUUAAUCCCUUUAUUAUCCAGACAGAAAGAUUGGCAUACUUGCUAUAUCCUUGUUAAAUCUCUUGAAAAAUUUGCAGAAAUAACAUGAUUAGUAGAAUGUUGUUUUCAUAAUGGAGAUGAUUAUUUUUGAAGAUAGUC